AUGAGGGAGAUUGUGCACAUCCAGGCAGGCCAGUGUGGUAACCAGAUUGGUGCCAAGUUCUGGGAAGUGAUCAGCGACGAGCACGGCAUCGAUCCCACCGGAUCAUACCACGGAGACAGCGACCUGCAGCUGGACCGCAUCAGUGUCUACUACAAUGAGGCUUCAGGAGGCAAAUAUGUUCCCCGUGCCAUUCUGGUGGAUCUGGAGCCUGGCACCAUGGACUCCGUGAGGUCCGGACCCUUUGGCCAGAUCUUCAGACCCGACAACUUUGUGUUUGGCCAGAGUGGUGCUGGGAAUAACUGGGCCAAAGGACACUACACAGAAGGAGCAGAGCUUGUGGACUCUGUCUUAGAUGUGGUCCGUAAAGAGUGCGAAAGCUGCGACUGUCUACAAGGGUUCCAGCUCACCCACUCCCUCGGGGGUGGGACUGGCUCGGGCAUGGGGACCCUGCUCAUCAGUAAGAUCCGUGAAGAGUACCCAGACCGUAUCAUGAACACAUUCAGCGUGGUGCCCUCCCCCAAGGUGUCUGACACGGUGGUGGAGCCGUACAAUGCCACUCUUUCUGUCCACCAGCUCGUUGAAAACACUGACGAAACAUACUGCAUUGAUAACGAAGCCCUGUAUGACAUUUGCUUCCGCACGCUCAAACUCACCACCCCCACCUAUGGAGACCUCAACCACUUGGUCUCCGCCACCAUGAGCGGGGUCACCACAUGUCUGCGUUUCCCAGGGCAACUGAACGCCGAUCUCCGCAAACUGGCGGUCAACAUGGUGCCCUUCCCUCGCUUGCACUUUUUCAUGCCUGGGUUCGCGCCUCUCACCAGCAGGGGAAGCCAGCAGUACCGUGCCCUAACUGUCCCAGAGCUCACACAGCAGGUUUUCGAUGCCAAGAACAUGAUGGCGGCUUGCGAUCCACGCCACGGCCGCUACCUGACUGUUGCAGCUGUGUUCCGCGGCCGCAUGUCCAUGAAGGAAGUGGACGAGCAGAUGCUGAAUGUGCAAAACAAGAACAGCAGCUACUUUGUUGAAUGGAUCCCCAAUAAUGUGAAGACUGCCGUGUGCGACAUUCCCCCACGUGGUCUGAAAAUGGCAGUGACCUUCAUCGGCAACAGCACCGCCAUCCAGGAGCUCUUCAAGCGCAUCUCUGAGCAGUUCACCGCCAUGUUCCGCCGUAAGGCUUUCCUCCACUGGUACACGGGCGAGGGCAUGGAUGAGAUGGAGUUCACAGAGGCUGAGAGCAACAUGAACGACCUGGUGUCAGAGUACCAGCAAUACCAGGAUGCCACCGCCGAAGAGGAGGGCGAGUUUGAGGAAGAUGGGGAUGAAGAUGCAUAA
Molecule: messenger RNA, 1335 nt
Organism: Knipowitschia caucasica
Lineage: Eukaryota; Metazoa; Chordata; Actinopteri; Gobiiformes; Gobiidae
Source: the annotation of a GenBank genome assembly